Molecule: messenger RNA, 2766 nt
Organism: Neurospora tetrasperma FGSC 2508
Lineage: Eukaryota; Fungi; Ascomycota; Sordariomycetes; Sordariales; Sordariaceae
Exons: 2
Coding region: 1-2766 (921 amino acids)
Source: RefSeq, a predicted model, not a curated record
AUGGCCGGCCCAACUCUCACCAACACGAUCUCUGGUGCCGACAGUCACGCCACGCCCAUGAACGCUUUUACUUCUAGCCAUAUCUCCUCUUCACGAUACCAAACACGACCCCAAACCCAAACACCGGCACAAACAACAACAGCCUUCAUCUUCCACGUCUCAACCCUCGUCUACCGUCCCAGGAGCGCUGGCAGCCCGUCUAAUGUCGGUGCCAAUCGUGCCAACAGCAACAGCGACGCAACUUGGUGCCCCAUCUCCUCUGUCUCCGCUAGCAACUCGUCAUCCGUCUCCGGCUACACUAGCUGUGACUCCCAUUCUGAUUCCACCUGGAACCAGAAUAUCAACAUUAACAUCAACCCAACAAAUUCACAGUCACAGUCACAAUCACGUCACCACCACUACCACCCCGACCCGCUCCGCCAGCAUCAGGUCAAGCUGCUGCGUCCCCUCCUUCCGCGGCCGUCGGCCGGCGAGACUAUAGCGGGGCUACAGGCGGUGGGUAUACCGUUUGUUAUUGUUUGGGAGCCUACCUCUACUGAGUUGUCGGGAUCUGCAGCGGGUCAAGGGUAUGGACUCAAGUGUGGAUAUGGAGACGACGACAGACUCGACGACGAGUUCACGUCGGAGGAAGAGGUGGCGAAUACCAUUACUAGGGUGUUGGGACUGGAAGUGCCGAUUGGUAGCGAGAGGGUGGUGGGGAGGUGGACGCUUUUGAGAAGUGUUGCUGCUGUACAGGGUCAACAGUCUCAGAAUGGUGGAAAGGAUGGGAAAGAUGGGAAAGAGGUGGCGGGGACCUUGGUGAUUGGGGAUGAUGAGGAGAAAAACAGGGAGAUGGCGAGGAUGUUGGGGUUUCAGGCGGAGAGGGUGGUGAAUUCGGAGGAGGUGGAGAGGAUGUGGAAGAGGAAGAAGGAGGUGGCUGGGGAGGACAAAGGAGGUGUGGAGGGGGGAGGGAAGAAGGUGGUAAAGAAAAAGGAGGAGCGGAAGGAGGAGCAGAAGAACCACAAGCCGAGCCCACAGCAGGACCGGACCCAGCGACAACACCUGAAGCCGUCGAAGCCGACUUUGACCUUGAGGAGCAGGUUAAGCUGCCCAUUCGAUGACAUGAAGAUCGUGGAGGGUCUUUGCUCUUCUCCGGAGGAUAAGGUCGACGAGGAAACUACAGACGAUAACCGCGAUGGGUCAAAGAAGCAAGGCGGGCUCGUGGAGGAGAAAGGCGAAGCAAAUGAAGGUCGUCCUACAGAGUCACCGACGCCCACAACUCCUUCGACUCCCGAUACUGUCCAAGGCCUGUAUAUCCCGAUCAAGCAUGGAGAGCGGACCGUGGCAUAUGUUCCGGUCAGCCCUACCAGCACCACAUGUUCAGAGAAAGGUCUCGAGUCUCCGGUCACUCGCAUUACUUCCAUUAUUUUCUUCUCGCCGCCGUCCUUAAGGACCUGGGACCGCGAUGUUCGCGUUAUCAGCAAGUUGUGUCAAUUUCAGGGUGGUGGAGAAGAUGCACCCAAGCUUUACAUCGUUCAGAAGCCGGGAGAGUUUGGACGUAGUAGCCCGUCUCUGGCAUCUGCCUAUUCCUCGUCCACAUCAUCCUCGACAUCAUCAAACAUCCCUUCUCCGACAUUUCCCACGGCCCCUUCAGAGGCCAGUCUUGAGACCCUGGCUUCCACUGCCUCUACCGUCUUUUCUCGAGCUUCGUCGACCUCUACGACAGAGUCCAUUCCAUCUAAGCGUCAAUGCAAAUUAACCAUGCAUCGCACGGCAUCAGACUGGAUCCGCGAUGUGACCGCUCGAUGGCGAGCCACCAACCCCAACCUUCCCGACAAGGCCAAACUUCCUUAUUACCUCAUCGACCCCCUAACCUGCGCCCUCCAAGUUCUCGAAAUCGGCCGUCAACGAGCACAGUCGACCAUCUGGGCGAGGGCCAAUCUCCCCGUGCACUUGCGCCAGGUACUCCAACUGGAGACGCUUUACAUCGUUGACUCGGGUGAGCACCCGUCGCGUUUCUUCAAUGACUUGGGCAGUGCCAGCGGCAACAAAGACAAACAUUCCGCUUCCUCGAACCCCAAUUCUGAUAUGUCGUUUCAGCGGCAUUUGGCAUCCCUUGGUGUGGAUGUAAUUCCUGCGAAGCGACUUGGGCCUCUGCGGGACGAGGAUGAGGACCAGGACCAGAAGACAAAGAAAAUCCAUGAGAACAAAGACAGCGUGGAUGCAAGCGCCCGCCAACCCACUCCCCAGACGCACCAAAGACGCACAUCUUGGUUCCGCCAACUGAUCACGAGAGGCCAACCCGGAUCCAAGCCUCGCAAUCCCGGUGGCGGUGACAAGAGUCAGACUCAACGCCCCUCUACCUCUACCUCUACCUCUACCAACAAGACUCGCAACAAGCACAUGAACCACAGCAACAACAGCACCACAAACCUUACCAUCAACUCAACCAACAUCCCUACUUUUCCUCCUUCCAGCGGCAUCCCCCGGAGUAUGACCACCCCCAACUACCCCAACUAUCCCAACACCACAUACACCCCCAACACCAACCUCAGCACUGCAACAACAGCCAAAUUCUACUCCCCCAGUGCCCUGGACAUGGUUUCGCGCAGUCCCACACAAAAAGCAAGAGACAUCCAUGCUAUCACGGCCUUCUGCCAUAGUAACAAUAUCGAGACGGCGGUUCAGUACGCUAUCAAUCGCGAGUACUGGGAGUGUGUGAAUAAGGGGUUGAGUCCUGUUUGGCCGACUAUUGGUGGUGGUGGGAAUAGGAUUGGUCGGAUCUGA